CAUGGUUGUCUAGAAGUUGUUCGCGCUCUACCUUGAAGUCGGUAUCUGCCAGAAGCGAGAACAGAUACAAAAUGGCGACGCAUAUAAGCCGCUCUGGUUCAGCCGGCUGGCCGAAAAGCGCGCCACAGGGUCAGUACACGGGAAAAUACUUGGGAACCAAUCCGUCAAACCUUCUCAACUUCACACUGAACCGAACUGUCAACCUGUAUCCUCUAACGAACUAUACGUUCGGCACAAAAGAGGCGCUGUAUGAACGAGACAGUUCGGUACCGGCGCGGUUCCAGCGCAUGAGGGAAGAGUUUGAGAAGAUUGGCAUGCGGCGGUCCGUCGAAGGUGUCCUGCUGGUCCAUGAGCAUGGUCUCCCCCACGUAUUACUAUUACAGCUUGGAACCACUUUUUUCAAAUUACCUGGUGGGGAACUCAACAUGGGAGAAGAUGAAGUGGAGGGACUAAAAAGACUCAUGACCGAGAUCCUGGGCCGGCAAGACGGUGUGAAGCAGGAUUGGGUCAUAGAAGACACUGUUGGCAACUGGUGGCGUCCAAACUUUGAACCCCCGCAGUACCCCUAUGUUCCACCGCAUAUCACAAAGCCCAAAGAACAUAAAAGGCUCUACCUUGUUCAACUUCCUGAAAAGGCACUUUUUGCAGUCCCUAAAAACUACAAGUUGGUGGCUGCCCCAUUGUUUGAGCUCUAUGACAAUGCACAAGGAUAUGGCCCCAUCAUUUCCAGCCUCCCUCAGGCCUUAAGCAGAUUCAACUUCAUCUAUUUGUGAAUAAUGAAAUUGGACAUUUAAAGGAGUGUUUUCUUCUGGCAUUUCACGCAUCCGUCUGGCCAUAGGGAGCUUCAGUAAAGGCUUCCAUAGUCAUCCACGAGCGAGUCAUGCCCAGCACAUAGCUUGUGCACCCACUCAUUCGCAGCCUGCUUCACCAACCAGAAUUCAGCUAUUCUAUUUCGUAUUAGAAUAAAUGUGUAAAGACACUUGCUAAACUUUAGCUUUACAGCAUCUACUGUAAAUCAUCGUGCUGGUUAUUUUUGUUGUUCUUUAUUUACACAUGCAUAUGUGAUCAUGAUUGCAAACGUGUGAAAUUGUGUGUUAACAAGAGUAGAAAUUUCAGGUUUACUUGAUUCUGUCUGCACCUAUACACUGGUUCAUGCCAUUGUCGGGCUCAUGAAGAUGAAGCUAGAUCAUUGCCUCAGGCUGAAGGCCUGCAGUAUUUUUUUCCUAUCUGGUUUCAGAAAGUAUAUACACCAUAUGAAAAUCACAAUCUCCUGAUCCUGCUUUGCUGGACAAGCUAAGCUAGCAGCAUCUCCUGAAGUAGUGCAAGCAAUCCGGAUUCACCUGCUCCAUUUCUCCUUGAGAUUGAAAACACUUCAUAACCAAGAAUGCAGAUGAGCAAGCAGAUUACAGCUCUGGCUAGUUGUGCUUAUACUGUACAUGCUUGCAAAAAGCAGCCCGGGAUGUGAUCCUGUGCAGUUGGCAUUUCUAUGCUUCAGGUCAACCUUGCCAUUUGGACAUGUUUCAGGUUAACACAGCAUUCUAGAAAUUGAGCUUGAUUAGCAACAGUGCAGAGUUUUUUCAUUGUAUUCUGGGGUGGUCGUGUGUGAGAGCUUGACUGGUUUAUUUUUUCUGUUUGUGUGGUUGUUUAUGCUGGUAGUGCAUUUUGUCAUUGUCUGUUCUACCCAGUGUGGUAUAAACAUGCACCUGUCCAGCUGCUGCUUGCAUCUACGUUUCUUUUAAUACUUCCCUCUUGCGGGCACAAAGCGCGCAUCCUUCCAUGACUCGUUUCUUUUCCAUUUUCAUCAAACUACAUGCAUCUUCUGCACUAUGAAGCACUAUAUACAUUUUACUUGAAUUGUGCGAUUUCAUUUGUGCGUAGGAAUUGUUUUGCCAUCUACACUUCUGUCAUAUAAUUUAGUUGAUGGUAAUUAGGUGUUUGUAAAUUGUGUAGACUGCACCACAUGCUGCUUUGUGCAGAAGUUGUUAUAUUGCAGGAACCACGUUGCUGUGUGCAUUUUUUUAUGUUAUACUAUUAGUUGUUGUUAUUUAAAUGCUGGUAAAUUGUGUAGACUGUACAACAUGCCUUCUACAGAAUUUAAAUGACACUCUUUUUUGUUGUUGUUAUAUUAACUUUUAUUAAUUUGCCUCGCUAAAUGUGUAAAAUGAGUAAACAUAAGCUUUUUUUUCAGCUCCACCCAAGAAACAUAGAUGUGACUUUUUGAGUUAUGUAGAAAGAUUGACUGAUUGACACAAGGCUAACACAGUCUGUCAGUGUUAAAUUCUUGUAAUUGUUUAGAGUGGAGUGUUGAUGCGGUGGUUAUAUGGCUUUUUCAUAUUCACCAAUUUAUGAAAGUCGUAGAAAGCAGGGUUAUGUUGACAAAUCUGCAAUAGAAUAAUCUUCAUGAACAUGCAUGUGAUAGUGUGUAAAGUGACAUCAAUAAUGAUUUCAGCUCGAAAGAUGUAAAAUUGCCUUUAGUAAUGCAAGGUUCGCAAAAGUCAUUACAAUAUUGUGGGUAAACAGAGGAAGCCUCCGAACACAAAGCAAACAUUUUGACAAGAGGACUUGUGUUUCGUGGCAUCAGGGUUUCACGAGUUAGAUAUUUGUCAGAAUGUUGGCUUUUCAGGCUGAAACUUUCUGCCAUUACCCUUCAUCAUUGGUCUUCCUUACAAUGUACCAGUAUGCUGUAGAGCGGUGCAUACUUUUUGUUUUAGAUUCUGUAAUAAGUAUUUGCAGGUGUUAAAUGUUUCUGGUGCAGAGUACAAGUGAUAACCUGAUGUUUCACUUUUUUAAAUUGUUGCCCAAGUGAAGCGGUUAUGCAUGCAUGCCACCUGGAGGCAAGCAGUGGACUGUCAUAUUUUUCAUGUGAUCAUGUCACUGUGUAAACGCUUCUCACCUCUGUUUCUUUGGCUGAAGUAGAGAUUUUUAUGAUGCGGAUGAGCCUGCACGUGCACAGUUGCUCUUUGGUUGUAUUUAAAGCCAGUAGCUGUGGUUGCACUAUAGUAGUGUGCUCAGGUAGGGUACAGUAAAAAAAAACGUUCAGAGGUUCAUUAUCUGGCGAAUGUUUUGUUUGUGCGCCAAAGAGAGGAUAUGUGUGUGUCCAUUAUUUGGCAUGACAUUUCAGGGCCGUAAAACAAUGCCCAGCAAAUCUAGCAAGCUUUUUUGCUCAUAUGUUGCCCAUUGCUAAUGCUUAUUGGUUGUAUCAACAAUGAAGAGGCAGUUUUGGAGCCUUUUUAGCGUCGUUUUACAACACACAGUGUUGAAUAUGAAGCUCAUCGUCUUUCUCUUCUUCACUUGAACUUUUCACCCUCGUGGCAACAAGUGGGUCUUUGCAGUGGACCACUUGUUGCCUCAGCCAAGGAGAGCAUCCAAAAUGGAAAAUAAACAAAAGGGGAAUAUUAAGGGCUCGUUUUUUUUCUUCGUUAGAACGUUCUUAGACACGCAGCAAUGCUGAUUAACUCUCCUGUGUUUAAAUGCACAGAUACACCCAAUAAGGUGGACGGAAGGAUGACCGCCGCCGUAGCUCAAUUGGUAGAGCAUCGGACGUGUUAUUCAAAGAUUGCAGGUUUGGUCUCCGCCGGCGGCAAGUUAUCUUUUCGUCCACUUUCAUUUUUUCACAUUUAUAUCACAAUUGCUAAAACUAACAUCCCCUAUACUUUCCUUGGCUUGAUUGUUAGUUCUCAUCGAAAUAGAAAAUAAUACUAUGUUAAAGCCAUCCACCUCUUCUUUCUCCCCCCCCCCCCCUUUUUUUUUGUUAAAGGGGACAUGACACAGUCACCCGACAAUUUGCAGUUUUCAGCGAAAAAAACUGAAGGACACUGUAAAUUCCAAAGUGUGUUCAGCUAAAGCCUGUGGCCACUCGACUGACUAUGCCAUGGUAUCAGGGGAAUCCACAUUCUUGGGGCGCUUCUCGGAACCACUUGCCGUGGAAUCACCACCGGGCUGCUUAGGAGCCAUCUGACUAACUCGACUGCUGCAACGAGACGUCUGACAAAGGAGUGUUGCUACACGCGCCGCUGUACCAUCACGUGAUUGCUGAGAGAGUGUGAGGGGGCACGGACGGAUGCCGCCGCCGCGUUGCGCAACGCGCAUUAGAAGGAGCAACGCGCAAUUGUUGCUAUGCGCCGCAGUGCCAUCACGUGAUUGCUGAGAGAGUGUGAGGGGGAGAAGUCACCGCUGGCACCGUUCCAGAGCACGGGCGCAGUUGGACGCCGCUAGUAUGAUACAUUAAAGGUUUUUGCCUUAAAAUAGAAGUAGAGGGUCUUUUGUGCACAUACAUAUAUGAAAAAUGGACUGUAAAAGAGUAUUUCAGUGCAAAAUAAGCCCCAGAAAUCGCCAGCUAUAAACCCUGGCUACCGCCAUUUAGCCAUUGCAUAUGGGACAUCAUGUGCCGCAUAGAGCGGAGCCAUCUUCUACCAAAGUUUCAGCCACUGCAGAUUGUUCAAUUUUAAUGCCAAGUUUAAAGGGGUACUGACACCUUUUUUCGAAGGCGAGUUUACUGUGCCAUACAUAUCUCCUGUAUGACGAGACGGCUCUGAGCAAGUGUGAAGGUCAAAAAAUGCUGAUAAGGUAUUUUAAUUUGAUAUUAAUGUCAAUUUUUCCAUGGCGCACCUACUGACAUUGACACUAGCUUGACGUCAGGCUACAGUACAAAUUCUGGUGACUUCACGCAGCAGUCUGGCUAUUUGUGAUGACGUUAGGUACCAAAACUUCCAAGAUGGCCGCUUGUGCGUCAUCAAAACUUCCAAAAUGGCCGCUUGUGCGUCACCAACGGAGUCACGUUGCGGAGCGGCUGUGGAAACGUCACUGUAUAUUGUGCGAGCACGUGACGAGAAGCUCGUACCGUGCUGUGACGUCAGGGUACAGUAGGAACCGAAACUAGCUUUUAAAAACAUACUGUAAUUACUUUUUCAGGGCGAACUCGCGCUUAGCACUACCUUUUCUAGGCUCUUGUGGGCUUGAACGUUCAUUUGACGCAAAAAAACGACAACUGAAAAUAUUCGUGUCAGUACCCCUUUAAGAAAGCUGAAAUAGCUAAAUUUCACGCACAGCUGACCACGGAGCACAAUCGUUAGCCAGAAUGCCAAGGCUCGCACAGCAAGCAGCUUGUUAUGUCACACCUCUCGAAUGUGCCAGUGUUGCCCGACUGUCAGGCCACUCCCGUGCUUAUACAAAUAUUUAAUUGUAAAUGAAAGGCUUGACCAAAUGGGCUAAAAUUUUGGCAGCUUGUUUGUGAACACAUGAGGAUUAGCACACAUAACGCAGAUUUUGAAGAUUGGGUGUCAUGGCCCCUUUAACUAACCUUGGUCAGCCUUUUCAUUAUUGAUUGUUAUAGAGAUUGACUGCAAUUCACACCUACUAUGCUGCUAUUCCUAGAGAAGUAUAGUUUUUUUCCCUCUUUAUUAUAUUCUUGAUUUUUUUUAAUGUGGUUCAGUCCGCAAUAUGAAAAACCAUCGCAUGUCAUUCAGUGCUGUUCACUGGUGUACAUUCUUUGCUUCUGUGAAAAAAAAGUAACACUUCAUUUGUGCUAUAACAGCAGUUAUUGCAAACAUACAAGUCAUAGCCUCAUUCACUACUCGCUGUGUAGUUCUCGUUGUGAGGAAGCUGUAAUUGACCCUUUGCAUUUCUGUUCCGGAACUAAAAAAAAAAUUUAUCUGCAUGAGGACAAAUCUACUGUUUCCACUAAUUCACUAAGGGCUCAACAUAGCUGUAUUAAACUGGCAGCAGUCAAAAGUGCUCUGCAGCAAAUAAACUUCGGUUAUGUAGUAUAGUGCAAAGCUUUAUAUUCACUUUCUCAUCACAGCUCCUAGGUGCAGUUAAAGGGACUCUGAAACAGUUUUGAUGACUUUGUACAAAUGCACUGAGCCGGUAGCAACAGUCCGUCAGGUCUUUUGCAGGCCAAUUUAAGUGCCCUGCGUUAAGUGUGUCAUUUAUCAGGUCUUAAAUAUGCGCAUAAGUACAGAUCUCUGUGGCACUGCCUAAAGAGUUUUCAGCCACCUCUGGUCAUUGCAUGUUGCAUGGGUUCACAAUGCCGCACAGACAACCGAUCUCUGUGGCUUUCCCACUGACGUCAUUGGUCAUUUUUUCAACCUGAUUGUGAACAAAGCCAAUUGCAUAACACAGUGCUCUGUAAAUGUAGAAACAUGCAGCUUUUACCAGAGAACGCUUCAGGGCAAACUAGCGGUGCAAAAAAAUAAUGUGACUGACAACGGAGCAGCAGGCAGAACGGCGGGAUGAAAAAUUCUCCUUCCACUUGACUGUAGAGGUUUCAUGUUUCACAUAAAACCUGUACACCCAUGGCUUUAAGUUGUGCCGUUUUCGUGUCAGAUUUCCACAGAAGUUAUUUCCUUAAUGUCCGUAAUAGGGACAACUCUCCUGUUGUUACUUUGAAUCAACCUAUGCGUUUUGGUGGCAGCACAUUUUGUUUUCUGCAGUGUCCUCUUUACUUUCUUUCUUUUUACUUCACUUUUUUUUUUUGCGUCUUAAGUUAGCUAUCGUCUGCGUUGCCACCGCCAUUCAAAAAGCAUUGAAAUUUAAAGAUGGGUAUUGAAUGACAUGAUUCUUGCCUGUUUGCAUGGAGUGAAUUACAAUACCACUUUAUUUUGGCAUGUUGAUGACAAUUGUUUGGCUUUUCACAGUAUUUGUGUAUCUAAGCAAAUCCAUUAAGGCUGCAGAAGCACAGCAACCUUCCAGCCCCUUUGUUUUCUUUCUACUCUUUGAAUAUUUGCAAAAACCUUCACAUAACCAAAUACUCAGAGUGCCAAAGUAAGCAGUGCACCCACACCCUAUAAGAGCUCCCUCUUUUGACAAGCUGCUGUUUGGUAAUAUUCAAACUCUUAAAUCUUGAUGCCAUCCUUUGUAACCAAGUCCAUCACCAAUUUGUCACAUUUUUGGUGUCACUAGGUUGCUCUGUAAAUCUGCUUGCCGAUAAUGAUGGCACAAGUUUCUACAUGAGUUGGAUCUCUGAAGCCAUGAAGUGAAUUUUCUCUUUUUUGCAACCCAGGCACAUAGCAAAGAAUGAAUGCAUAUACGUGUGUUUUACUGAAACAUUGAUUUAGUUGCCUGCAUUGGCCUAAAAAAAAAAAAGAUUGCUUUUGCUUGGCAUUCUGUGUGUAGGAACUUGCAUGUAGCAGCUUAAAAGCAAAAAUGAUAUGGCUAAAGUGAAUUUAAGAUUUAUUUUCACAAGUUAACUUGUGUUUUGUUGCACAAAUUUCACGCAUGUCACUGUUUUGGCAUUGAUCACUCCAUUUAAGUGUCCUGCUUAUUUCUUUUGUGUUUGAGCUGUAUUAUGUCAGCUUUCAGCCUUUUGUAACCUGUUUCAUGUAUCAUUGAUACCGUGUACAGAUGCAGUAAAGAAGUUCAUGAUGUACAGUUG
Messenger RNA from Rhipicephalus sanguineus (brown dog tick), 7372 nucleotides. It is a transcript of the gene Cpsf5, whose product is annotated as cleavage and polyadenylation specificity factor subunit 5. The record is from RefSeq and is a predicted model, not a curated record. The coding region runs from base 72 to 773 and encodes 233 amino acids. Gene Ontology annotation, molecular function: mRNA binding. The transcript has 7 exons. Gene Ontology annotation, cellular component: mRNA cleavage factor complex. NCBI's taxonomy places the organism in Eukaryota, Metazoa, Arthropoda, Arachnida, Ixodida, Ixodidae.